Dermacentor silvarum is the source of this 1925-nucleotide messenger RNA. Its product is annotated as scoloptoxin SSD14. Gene Ontology annotation, biological process: glutathione catabolic process. Gene Ontology annotation, cellular component: plasma membrane. The record is from RefSeq and is a predicted model, not a curated record. Gene Ontology annotation, molecular function: glutathione gamma-glutamate hydrolase. The transcript has a single exon. Bases 2 to 1795 code for a protein of 597 amino acids. Lineage: Eukaryota; Metazoa; Arthropoda; Arachnida; Ixodida; Ixodidae.
GAUGCGCCGCAAGAAGCAGAUGCAGCUGCCCUUCGUGCUGCUCGGUAUGGUGGCGCUGGCCAUGUUUCUCUUGAGCGUCGUUCUCUACGUCACUGUGUUCAUGCGACGGAGCAGCGCGUCGCGGCAGCCCCGGCACGUGUCGCCCACGCCGACAGCCUCGUUCGCCAAGUGGAUGGUCGUCUCCGGCGACACGCUGUGCAAGUCGGAGGCCAGGAGGAUGUUCGACUUGAAUGGAACCGUGGGCGACGCGGCCGUGGCCACCAUGCUGUGCUUGUGCGUCGUGCUUCCCUACCGCUGCGGCCUGGGCGGCGGCUUCAUCGCCACGCACUACGACAGGCAAAGCCGGGAGGCCAAGACCAUCGUGGCAAGGGAAGUGGCGCCUGCCAAUGCAUUCCCGGAGAUGUACCGGGAGAAAGUCAACCAGUCUUUGCGCGGCUUCUCGGCGGUGGCCGUGUUCGGCGAACUGCGCGGCUACGAGGCGCUGCUCAACCUCACCGGUACGAACGUCCCCUGGAACGAGCUCUUUGCAAAGGCCAUCGAGUACGCCGAUAGCGGCUUCGAAGUCAGUGCGCAAUUCGGCCAGGUGAUCCAGGAGCACUCGCAGGCCAUCAGCGACGACUUUACCGGUACGCUCAAGAAAAUCUUCACGAACAUAAAGACAGGAAAAUUAUACGACAAAGGAGACAUCUUCCACAACAAGUUGCUGGCACAGACGCUCAGGAACAUCUCCGAGAACCCGCUGAAGGGGAGUUCGCUGUCCACGGGCCCGCUGGCUGAAGCCAUGCUGGGCGACAUCAACAAAGACGGCACCGAGCACAUCACCCUGACCGACUUGAACAAGUACGAACCGUGGGUGGCGAGAGCGCUGAGCCUGCAGCUGUCCAAUGAGGAACGUCUGCUUGUGCCUCUGCCGCCAUCGGGCGGAGUGUUAACGGUCUUCGCCCUCUCCAUCAUGGACAAGUUUCGCAGUAGUGCCGGUCUUCUGCCCGACGACGUCUUGUCCGCGCACCGCGUGGUCGAAGCCCUCAAGUUCGCCUACGGGACACGCCCGAAGCUGGGCGACUUGCGGAAGGUGCCCACGCUAUCCUCGCUCAUUAACUCCAUCACGAGUCCGGACAGGGCCACGGAGAUCGCGCAGAAGAAGAUCACCAGUAAGCCUCACCCGAAUGUGCGGGAUUAUGGCCUCGACUCCGUGAGCGCGGAAGACCACGGCUCUGGCCAGCUCGUCAUCGUAGCGCCCGACGGCGACGCUAUUGCGAUGACGAGCACCAUCAACACCGCCCUCGGAGCACUGGUUGCGUCCAGUUCAACUGGCAUCAUUCUCAACAACCAGAUGCACGACUUCUCGAUGCAGGGUACUCUCGACGUGUACGGCUUCCGGGCGGGAAAGGAGAACGACAUCGAGCCGGGCAAGAGUCCCAUGUCCUCCAUGACGCCCCUCAUCGUAGUCGACCGAUCUGGCGACGUGCUCUUCGUCGGGUCUGCACUGGGCGGGACGACAUGCACCUCCGCCUUGACCCAGGUCGCGAUGAGGGCCCUGUGGAUGGAGCACACAGUCAAGCAGGCCAUUGAUGCCGGUCGCCUGCACAACCACCUCUUGCCCGAGAACGUUGUCAGGUACGAGGAGACCGCAGACAAGGACGUGCUCUGGUGGCUCAAGAAGCAAGGUCACGAGCUGGCCCCCGAUCAGUGGCAGGGCAACGUCAUCGCCGUGCAGCGCGUCCCGUCGGAAAAAGUCUACCGCGGAAACUACGACUUCCGAUACGCGAGCAGCGGGGCUCUCGACGGAGCUUGACCGUAAACGGCACCGCUUUCCAGACAGUCCAAGUGGCAGAGCGCCGCGUCCGGCGUUUUCAAAAUCCCGCGCUAACGGGACAUAUGUGCCAUAAUUUUACGCUUCAAAUUAAAUUGAAAUGUUUGCUGCA